Molecule: messenger RNA, 2145 nt
Organism: Pyrenophora tritici-repentis Pt-1C-BFP
Lineage: Eukaryota; Fungi; Ascomycota; Dothideomycetes; Pleosporales; Pleosporaceae
Product: Zn2Cys6 transcription factor
Biological process (GO): DNA-templated transcription; regulation of transcription by RNA polymerase II
Cellular component (GO): nucleus
Molecular function (GO): zinc ion binding; RNA polymerase II cis-regulatory region sequence-specific DNA binding; DNA-binding transcription activator activity, RNA polymerase II-specific
Source: RefSeq, a predicted model, not a curated record
AUGCCGGCGAAUUCCGGCCCAGAUCUGUCACAGUCAGCAAGUUCCGUCGAAAGUUUCCAGAUCAAUCCAAUCGAGGACCUCCAGCAGAGAUUGGCCAAAGUCGAAGAACUGCUUGGCGUGAGCUUAGGACGGAAGAGCUCAGAGACUGCCCACGUCGAGUUACCGAUCAGUUUGCCACCCCUUAUUCGGACUGAAACGGCGCAGACUUUCCAAUCAGACUGCUACGGAGAAGACUCCAGGAUUACGCUUCUCAAACAGUUUGUUGAGAUUAGAGACUUCCUCAACGAUAUGGGUGAGGAUGACCAGAUGAUGGCAUAUGUAAAACAAGUCAAAUUUCUACAAUCCAAGUACAGUGCCAUACCGGUCCCUCCCAGGAGCGUUAGCAAUUUCAACUGUUCGCAGGCGUCGAGGAAACUCUGGGAAUAUUUACCGCCCAAAUCAUACUGUGACAGGCUAGUCACGAUAUACUUUCGGUCUUUUGAGUGUUGCGUGCGUAUUCUUCACCGGCCAACCUUUAUGCGCCAGUAUGAAGAGCUAUGGCUGAGCGACAAUUGGGAACUGUGUUCACCCAGCAUCAUUCCGCAACUCACUGCUCUCCUGACCAUAGCGUACCACGUUGACGAUGCAACCCCCAAUGAUGAAAGUCAUAUAAAUUAUCUGGGAGGGGCUGCACUUGACCUAGUACAGACAUGGCUCGAUAGACUUGAUCGUAAACAGCGGACUGAGCUAUCAACACUCCAGGUCGAUAUACUCCUACAGCCUUCGCGCCAUUUCCGAGAACCAAACGCAGAAAAGCUGUGGAGUAAUACGGGAGCUAUCGUACGCUCAGCCAUGCUUAUGGGCCUGCAUUUGGAUCCGAAAGGCAUGAAAGAUAUCUCACCGUACCAACUGGAGAUGCGGCGACGGCUAUGGGCAACGGUCCUUGAAGUAGACCUGCAAACGUCCAUGUUGGUGGACUUACCCCUCAUAGUACCCGAGCUGAAUUCGUACCAUCCGGUACCGUCCAAUCUCAACGACGAAGACUUUGACGAACACACCAAGACGUUGCCAAUACCGCAUCCACUAAGCGACCUUACAGAUAGUCUGUUCCAGGUUUGUCUUGCAGCCGCUCUUCCAUGUCGCAUCAAAGCUGUAUCACUUAUUCAACGGUCCACUCCUGACACGAAAGACGUCCUGGAAAUAGGACGAAAGAUUGGGGAGUGCUUAUCGAGUAAGCCAGCGGCACUCUGCUUGCACUACAGUCAAUCGGCUCCCAGUGAUGGUUAUCUGUUCUCAAACCACGUUCAACUCGAUUUACACAUCCAAAGAACAUUGCAGUAUCUUUACAGGCCGCUGCUAUUCAAGGAGCAACCAUACACCACAGCACUUGCAGAGAUACGGAGACACUGCCUUGAGUCAACCAUGGUUAUACUCUCAUAUAACGAUCUCCAUAUGAGUAAGAACCUGACACCGGUCGUUAGCAAACCACUGAUGCGAAAAGACUUUUUCAAUGGCCUUUGGAAGGUAGACCUGCUAUGGGCUGGUCUCACAAUGUGCCAACUCAUCAGGUUGUUCCGCAUUCCUGUACCAACGGGCACACCCUACCGGGAAAGGGGACAUGACGAGAAUGUUCUUGUCAAGAUAGUGGAGAGGACAGUUGACUACUUUGUUGAUCGAAUCGGUCGUCAAGCGAGCGACUUGAAGGAGGUCCUCUUCCUAUCUCUGGCGCUCAAAUGGGUGCAAUUACCCCACUCACAACCAGACAAGCAUUACGAAAUGUAUCAACAUGCCAGACAGGUUCUGGCAACUUGUGUGGACCGGUUACUCCAACCGUUGAUAUCUCAGUCUGGCGAUCGACGCGACCCCCCAGGACAUUGCCCAUAUCUCGCAUCCCCGCCGACAAAGCGUCCACGUACGCUCCCUCCAUCAGCGUAUCUGGAUAGCAACGCAACAAUACGACCCAGCACCACAGGAGCAUCAGCCUACAUGCCGUUGCAUUUCUAUUCCGAAGCGAGCCGUACAAACGAGGCAGCGUCAUGGCUUACGUCUUUCCCCGCCCUGGCGGUAGGAUACUCGGACUACCGGAUCGACAUGUACGACAAUGCCUACGAUUCAUUUAGCUUUGGUGCUACGCAUGAUUGGAACUGGGGAAGCACGUGGCGAUGA